UAAAAAAUCAGUACACAAGAACUUUGCAUAGUGAACGGAUAAAAAACUGAAUAAUUGAAUGCAUAUUUAAAAUUUUGAUAAAGAUAAAAUAAUCAUGUUAAAAUAUACAGUUUUAUUGGUAUGCGUUCUACUGUAUCAAACAGGAAAUAUAUUAGCAGGAACUUGUGAACGUGAAGAAGGUUGUUCAAACAACUGUGCUUUAGUUUGUAAAAAUACAACCGAAACUGAAGUACGAGCAUCUGCACGAGGAUAUGACAAACUUAUUGUACAGUAUGGAAGUUUAAAGAGUGUUGGUUCGUUAUUCUUAAGCAAUCCAAAUCUUGUAAAAGUCUUAGAAAUACGUGAAAAUGAAAAUGAUUUGAGAAUACAAGAGUCGCAGCGUCCAUUAACACAGGAAUGUGGUCUUGAAGAGUUAACACUUGAAAAAAAUAGUCUGGAAUUAUUAUUUGAAUCAAAAUUAUUCGAUAAUUUUAAUAAAUUAAAAAAAUUAUCCAUCCAUGAAUGUUACAUUGAAAGAGUAUUUUAUAAUUUAUUCCAAAAUCUUCCAAGUUUAGAAUACUUAUCUUUAAGAUCUAAUGGUAUUAUCGAAAUUGAUAACCAUGCGUUUUACAGGUUAAAGAAUUUAAAAUACGUGGAUUUGAGUGAAAAUUUAAUCAAAUCCUUAUCGUAUGAGAAUUUUAAAGUAACAAAUGGUUUGCAAGAAUUUUAUAUGAAUCAAAAUCCUUUAUAUGACUUUAAUCUUGAGAAAUUUUUACGUGAUAAACCGAAAUUGUGGAUGGCUAAUAUGCAUAGCAUUUACUGUAACACUUUCCGGUAUGCGAUUAUGGAUUCAUAUCAAAAGUUAGGCUAUGAACCUACAUACCUUCGUCACGUUGAAUGUUCAACUCCACACUUUUAUUACAAAUGUAAUGCUAUUAUUAUGAAAGAUUCGAACAAACGAAAUAUUACAAUUGCUGAAAUUCGCGACAAUAAUAAAGAGUAUCAAACGUAUUAUGAAAAUAAUAUAAACGAAAUAUUCUUAUGCUUAGAUGAUUGUUCAACGCAAUUAAUUGGUUCCUUCCGUGAGGGUGAUGAAUAUGCAGAACAAUUAGCUGCGAAUAUUUUACAAUAUCAUAUGGCUCAUUUGCAGAAAAAUUUUAAAGAUUUUUAUUUGCGAUAUGAUUACAUGGAACAUGUUAAUGAGUUGCAAGCAAGUUUAGAAAAGUUACAGUCCGUGAUUAAUGUAACAAGCCUUCAAAUUGAAGGUAAAUUGUAAAAUGUCUUGAAAGUUUUAAUGAAAUUUGUAAUUGUUAAACUUGUUGUUAAUAAAGAAAGUAAUCAAAAAACAUAA
Messenger RNA from Chrysoperla carnea, 1330 nucleotides. RefSeq lists its product as uncharacterized. Gene Ontology annotation, molecular function: protein binding. The transcript has 2 exons. Gene Ontology annotation, cellular component: plasma membrane. The record is from RefSeq and is a predicted model, not a curated record. The coding region runs from base 95 to 1255 and encodes 386 amino acids. NCBI's taxonomy places the organism in Eukaryota, Metazoa, Arthropoda, Insecta, Neuroptera, Chrysopidae.